Molecule: messenger RNA, 879 nt
Organism: Didymosphaeria variabile
Lineage: Eukaryota; Fungi; Ascomycota; Dothideomycetes; Pleosporales; Didymosphaeriaceae
Exons: 1
Coding region: 1-879 (292 amino acids)
Source: RefSeq, a predicted model, not a curated record
AUGAUUCUCUACAGCUUGAUCAGAUUACUGCUCAUCGAGCUCCUCCUCCGCUCCGUUCUCGGCGCAAACAUACGCGCCAUCUACCUAUUCAAAGAUGUCCUCAAAUCCAACACGACGGCCCUCACAAACUCCGGUUUCAAUUCCCUUGUUAUUUUCGGCGUCGGUAUCCUCGAAGACGGUUCCAUCAUGUACUACUCCAACACGCCGGGCAGUACCGACGUCAAAAUCGCUUCGGGUGGCACCUACACCGGCGGCGAUGCUCUCGCGGCGAAGGUGAAAUCCUUCAAAGCCUCCAGCUCCUCCGUAGACCGCGUCGAGAUUUCUAUGAAUAGCCAGCACGUCAAGGACCUAAUGGCCAAGCCAGGGCCUGGCACCGACACACCUUUAGCUAAGAACUUCGCUGCGGUGAAGACGGCGUGGGGACUGGAUGCUGUGAACAAUGAUGACGAGAGUUUGUAUGAUGUUGGUAGUACCGUCACCUUCGCGAAGAUGCUGAAUAAGAUCGGAUAUAAGUAUACCGGCGCGCCGUACACGAACACAGCGUUCUGGAAGUCCGUCAUCUCCCAGGCGAAUCAGGGUCUUGCGGAGCCAAACCUUCUGUUCGACCGCGCGUAUCUGCAGUGCUACGACGGCGGCGCGGGCAAUAUUCCCAGUAGCUGGGCCAGUACCUUGGGGCUGAAGGUUGUGCCGUUAGUGUGGGUCACGAAUGAUUCGAAGCCGAGCUAUGGGACAACGCCUACGGCUGCGAAGACAAAGUUUCAGGGGUGGAAUUCGAGCGGUGGUGUUGUAGGGGGUGGAUAUUGGAAUGACUAUGAUAUUGAGAAGAUGGGGACGAGUUAUACGGAGUACGGGGCUGCGCUUAGUAGUGUAUUCCCAUAG